CCUUUUUAUUUAUUAAAGUUUUUAACUAUGUAAAUGAGAAUUCUGAAUGCGACUUUUCUGGGAAAAUAAGGAAGAUAGGUUUACCCUACUCUCAUUUUUUAUUAGUUAAUCUUAAGAUGCUCAAGCGAAGUGACAGUCUGUUCUGGAAAAUGCAAAUGCCCACAGCUGUCCAAUGAAAUGAUUCCAUAUGAGAAAAGAUAACAUUUUUUUUUUAAUCUAUCUUUCGUUUUGUAUUUUAUUGGAAAAAAAUAUCUACUAAUUGAUUGAUCCUUUACUCCUUGCGCAAGUGUAUAUCUCCGUCUUGUUUAUUCUCUCUCAGGAAUUCCAUCGUUCUCUCUCCAUCCGAUCAGAACAGUUUUGGCCUAAAAGCUGUGGCAGUUCCUUUCAGAUUUCUGUGAGGAAUAUCUCUCAGUACAGGUGUUUGUCAAGAUCAGAGGUCGCACAAAGAAGGAAUUACGGCUUUCUGUAUUCUUCUUCAUCACAUUUAUAUAGGGCUAGGCCAACAGGAAGGAGGCUAAUUUGUUCGGUUGCCACACCAACUAAGUCAAAGGAAGUUGAAGAAUCCACAAUGAAUACACCAAAAGAAAUCUUUCUGAAGGACUACAAGUUACCUGAUUACUACUUUGGCACGGUGGAUUUGAAAUUUUCAUUGGGUGAGGAGAAGACAAUUGUUGGUUCAAAAAUAACUGUGUACCCUAGGGUCGAAGGUUCUUCUGCUCCACUGGUUUUGGAUGGAGUAGACCUAAAGCUACUCUCAAUCAAGGUUAAUGGAAAGGAACUAAAGGAGGGGGAGUACUCCUUAGAGUCACGCCAUUUGACACUUCCAUCACCACCCAAUGGGACUUUUACCUUGGAAAUUGUUAAUGAGAUAUACCCUCAAAAGAACACAUCCCUAGAGGGUGGCAGGCAUUAUGCUCUAUGGGAGGAUCCCUUUAAGAAACCAUGCUAUUUAUUUGCUUUAGUUGCUGGACCACUGGAGAGCAGGGAUGAUAUAUUUGUUACUCGCUCUGGAAGGCAAGUGUCCCUGAGGAUCUGGACCCCAGCACAAGAUGUACCAAAGACUGCACAUGCGAUGUAUUCACUUAAGGCAGCUAUGAAGUGGGAUGAGGAUGUCUUCGGUCUUGAGUAUGACCUGGAUCUCUUCAAUAUUGUUGUUGUUCCAGACUUCAUGGGAGCCAUGGAAAACAAGAGUUUGAAUAUUUUCGAUUCCAAGCUUGUUUUGGCUUCUCCAGAAACUGCUACUGAUGCAGAUUAUGCUGCAAUUUUGGGUGUUAUUGGACAUGAGUAUUUUCACAACUGGACUGGUAACAGAGUUACCUGCCGUGACUGGUUUCAGCUCAGUCUAAAGGAGGGUCUCACUGUUUUUCGUGAUCAGGAAUUUUCAUCUGACAUGGGAAGCCGUACUGUAAAGCGGAUUGGUGAUGUUUCAAAGCUUCGUAAUUAUCAGUUUCCCCAGGAUGCUGGACCCAUGGCCCAUCCUGUUAGGCCACAUUCUUACAUCAAGAUGGACAACUUCUACACAGGCAAGAUUCUGCCAUCACUAAUAUUAGAUAGUCAAUGAUUUUGUGGAAUCACUUCUUUUUACUUGGAUUUUUAAAUAGUUAUUAACAAGGUAUU
Molecule: messenger RNA, 1617 nt
Organism: Rubroshorea leprosula
Lineage: Eukaryota; Viridiplantae; Streptophyta; Magnoliopsida; Malvales; Dipterocarpaceae
Source: the annotation of a GenBank genome assembly